Messenger RNA from Plasmodium reichenowi, 3258 nucleotides. RefSeq lists its product as hypothetical. The record is from RefSeq and is a predicted model, not a curated record. NCBI's taxonomy places the organism in Eukaryota, Apicomplexa, Aconoidasida, Haemosporida, Plasmodiidae. Gene Ontology annotation, cellular component: outer membrane. The coding region runs from base 1 to 3258 and encodes 1085 amino acids. The transcript has a single exon.
AUGAAAAAUGUUUUAAGAAAAUAUACAUGCUUAUUUAUAUUUAUAUUUAUAAAUAUUGUUUUAACUACAUAUAGUAAAGUUAUAAAAAGAGGAAAUAAUAAUAUUACGAGCAACUAUUUGUUUCCUAAUAAUUAUGAUAAUAAUUCACGUAUAUACAAGAAAAGAAAUAGUAAUCAAUUUUAUUUCCUUGAAAAUGAAAAAAAUAAAUUAAAAGAAUUAUGGAAUAAGCUAACAACAAGAUAUUCAAUUAAGUUCCAUACAAAUAAUGAAACAGGAAAUGAAGAAACAGGAAAGAAUAAUAAAAUAUCUUUUAAAAAUGUUUUUAAUAAAAUCAGUAUACAAGAUAAUAUGGAAAUGAUUAACAAUGUUAUAAUAAAAAACAGCACUGUAAUAAAUGCAGAAAUAUUAAAUGAACUUAUGAAACAAAAUAAGUUACUUACCAUAAGAUAUAAAGAUAUUAAUACCAUAAUAAAUAUUAUUAACAAUUAUUAUGCCAGUAACAAUUAUCUCUUUUCUAAAGUAUUAACGCAUGAAGUUGUAAAGAAGGGGAAAGAUAAAACUUUAGUAAUAUAUGUAAAGGAAUGUAUUGUUCAUAAAAUUAUGGUUAAGAUACACUCCUGUGAUAAAGAAAAGAAACAGGGUGAUUCAAAUUGGAAUAAAAUAAGAAAGGGGUUUCAGGAAAAUGAUAAUGUGGAAACAAAUUUGCAAAUGGAUCAUAAGGAUGUAAAAUUAUUUCAACAUAAUGACAAAUCAUCUCAACAUAAUGACAAAUCAUCUCAACAUAAUGACAAAUCAUCUCAACAUAAUGAAAAAUUAUUUCAACAUAAUGAAAAAUUAUUUCAACAUAAUGACAAAUCAUCUGAGCAAAAGGAAGUGUCACCUAACCCCAAUAUAACAAAUUUUAAUAAGGACAUCAAAAUAAAUGAUAAAGAAAGUGAAAAUAUUUCAAACGAAGAACCAAAGGAAAAUGUAUUAUUAAAUAGAGAAAGUGUUUUAUAUAAAGAUGUGUUAAAUUAUAAUUUGAAAGAAAAAAGUGUGUCGAACAGAAAACUUAGACGUUUUUUUGAGAAUAAGAUGAAUAUAAAAGAAAAUGGUAUAUUUGUAUGGAAUGAGAAUAUUUAUAACCUUUUAGUAGAUUCUAAUUUAUUUAAAUAUGUCCAAAUGAAAUUAUAUAAUGAUAAAACUUGUAAUAAGAAUAUAUUAGAAAUUAAUAUUAUUGAAAAUAAAAGAAUGAUAUUAAUUCCUAGUUUAUCAAAAGGUUUUAAUGAUUUUUUAGAAUUUUGUUUAAAUUUAUCAUUUUCCUAUUUACAUAGUUUAACAUAUUCAGAUAAGUUUCGAAUGAAAUAUUUUCAGAAUUUAAAUUAUAAAAAUAAUAAGCAUAAUUAUGAUUUUAUAUUUAUAAAUGAUUUAAUAGAAUUGGAAAAGCUAAAAAAGAAUUACCCUUCCUUUCAAAUUAUUGGUAUGAAUAUAAAUAAGGAGUAUAAAAAGGAGGUACAUACAUCUUCAUUAAAUAAUUUAAUGAAUAUCAUAAGUAUAAAAAAUGAUGAUAAUGAUGAUGAAACGUUAAAUGUAUCAAGUCCGAACUUAAAUCAAAGUAAUUCAUUGUUCCCUAAUACUCCUAAAUAUUCUUUACAAGUAAAGGACUUAUACAAUUAUUUAUAUAAAAAAACAUUAUUUUUUUUCUUUAUUAAAAGGAUGAACAAUGUUAUUUUAGAAAUAAAGACGAAAUUUAAGAGAAAGGACUUCCAAAACUUUUUUUACUUUUUAAAAGAGCAAAGAUAUUAUUCAAGCGAUGUAGGAAGUACACAGGUUUGUGCCAACAAAAGUGAUGAUCACAAUAAUGUUAAUAAUAAUAAUAAUAAUAUUAACAAUAGUAAUGGUAAUGUUUCUAAUAUUAGUAAAUGGAAAAAUCGUCUUUUGUAUAAAUGUAUGAAUCUCUUUAGGAAUGAUAAAAAAAGCGUUUUAUCUAAUAAGUUAUAUAAUUUAUAUGGAUCAAAAAUAAAAUUGUCGACAUCUAUAAAUUUGUGUAAUCCAAAUUUAUUUCAAACCAGUAAUUUUUUAAAAAAAUAUUUUAAUGUAAAAAAUAAAUUCGAUUUAAUAUUUUAUUUUAACAUGCAAAAAAAUAAUUUCCCCUACGAAAAGGAAAAUUCUUCAAACACAAUAGAGAACAAUGAUAAUAAUGAAGAUAAUUUAAAUUCUAAGAAUGAAAAUAAGAAUAAUAAUAAUAAUAAGAAUAAGAAUAAAAAUGAAAAUUUACAUAAAGACUUCCUAUAUUUUUUUAAACAUGUAAAUGAAAAAAGCUCUCAUUUAAAAUGGAAUAAUAUUAACAACAUAUACUUAAAUUAUACCUUACAUUUUAAUAAAAAUUAUGAAAUAAAUAUGUAUGAUUUAUUUUGUACCUUUCAAAAUAUGAUAAAAAAAAAAAUCCUAAAAAUUAAAAAUUAUUGUAAAAAAGGAAAAGACCGAAAGAAAGGAAACGAAACAAAAGUUAUAAAUGAACUUAAUUUAUCGAAUAAUGAUAAUGCUAAUUCUGUUUAUAUACCUUUAUAUUUUUUCAAAUUAUCAAUAAAUGACAUGUCUCUUUUAUUAAAUAUAAUGUUUUCUUUUAAAAAAAAUUUAUGGACUCUUAAUAAUAUAUUAUUUGAUGUUAAAGAUAAUGAAAAUAAAAACGGAAAGAAUAUAUUAUCCCAUUUAAAGAACAUAUUGAAAUGUAACAUAAAAAAUGAACAAGACAACUCAAAAAAAUUUAAAGAAAAGAUAGAAAACAUAAAGGUUACUGCUUCAAAUGAAAAUUUCACAAAUAAUACAUGUACAACAUAUACACUGAAUAAUAUAAAUAUGAAUGAUGCUUAUAAAGAAUAUUUUAAUAAAAUGAAUUUAUCUUUAAAUUAUAAAUUAAUCUUUCCAGUAAUAUUUAAUAAUUAUUUUUUAAAUCUCCUUCAUAUGAAAUUAUAUCUUUUUUUUAAUUGUAAUAUAUUUGAUAAAUUACAAGAAUCUCAUAAAUACUGGAACGAAAAUAACAAAACAGAACGAAAUCAUAAACAUAUGGAUACUAUCAAUAUACUUAAGGGUUAUUAUAUAAAAAGUAAAAAAAAAAAAAAAAAAAAAGAACAUCAAGAUAAUUCCUCCUAUGGAUUAGGUAUCCUAUUAUUUAAUAUGAAUAUAUAUUUAAAUUUUAAACUUCAUGGAAACAAUUCCUUGCCCUCAUUGGUAUUGAAGUCAAAGGAAGAUAAUUCAAAGUUUAAUUAUUUAUUAUAA